AUGUGCCAGACCAUGCUCCUUGAUGGAGACCGGCGGCUGCAAUCAGAUGAGACAAGCAGCAUAAACCUUUUGACAAGCUUGAAAAUACGUGCGGAGGCGUUGUUGGCUGAAUUCAAAGCUUUUCGAGCGCACCUUGAAUCCCAGCACAAGCAGCAUGACGUUGAAUUAAGGAUUUUCAGACGUGGUGUUGAAUCUGAGGUGAAAAGUCUGACCAAGAUCACACAGCGAAUGUCCGUCAGUGACAGCACUUAUAAUGCAUCCGAUUCUGAAGAAGCAGAGCAGUUACAAUUACAUGCUUUGCGGAGCUCUAACUUGUCAUUCUAUGAAGCAGUCUGGGGUGUUGCAAAGGCCAGCAAUGCGAUAAGUGCCUUAGGGAAAAGGGUCUACGUUGAAUGUGAUCCCCUCCAGGUCGAUGAGACGUGUGACAGCUUGAGAGGAAAGUCGCCGUCAUCGAAACGCAAAGACAUUCCUGUUGAUAUUGUUACUGAGAAUGGACUCGAGUGGAUUAAAGUUUCUACCAUAAAUGAGAAAAGACUUCUUUUCGAGAUGGCAAAAGAGGGAUGGGAGAACUAUGGAGAUCUCAGCAAUACCAGCGAUACAGACGAUAGCGAACAACCACCCAGUCGAAAACCCAGUAAAUUGGAGCUCGUGCGCCUUGCUGAAGAUCUUCAAGCUGCGUCAAAAACUGUCCGGGUCCAGUUCAAACAUCCACGUGUGCAUUUCGUCCUGCCGAAUAUUCAGGAAGGAUCUUGUCCUGAUAUUGAUGCUUUCCUGGCCGAUAUCAGGGCAACAGGCGCGAGUGCACAAUGUGGCACAUCGUCGAAAGACAUCCAUCAAUCACGGGAGGCUUUCAACUUUGACCGGAUGACUCCAGCACUUGCGCCGGUCCCUCUAACACCCACUGUCAAUGUCGACUGUACAAUACUCUUGGCCUUGAUCUCUGACAUAUCCCAUCUCCGGCGUCAGGAUAUGUCGCCAGGCUGCAAUCCCACUUCCGCAACAUUCCAUAAAGCAAUCCAACGACAGAUUGAAUCAGAGGAGACCCAUCCGCUACUACCGAAAGAGGUCUACCCUUACCUCCUAAAUCGAAGCCUUCAUUGUACCUCACACGCUGCACAACGAAUGCGUGAAAUUGUCCAGUGUAUGGGGACUGUAACCGAGCAGCUUCGCGCCGACAUCAUUCUAGGAGAAAGGUCAUUCCAAGACCAGUCAAGCGCAGAAUUACGGCUGGCACUUAGCAAGCAGUCCAGACAUGCGGUAUCAGAGACUCUCAGGUUACCAAUCAUCAUCAUUGAUUUCGAGCCCACAGACUACUUAUCGAUCACUUCGCGUGAGGGCCCGAAAACUGAUCAACAAAAAGACAACUUUCCCUCCUCGAUCGCUGCUCGAGCAAUCUCCAAACUCCAUCUUACUGACAUCAAUACCUCGGUGUUCAUGUAUGGAUGGACACACGAGAUCGUCACGAUUACAAGCAACCGAGCCGUUGCGAAUGCACUUCUGGCUUCGAUCAAUAAUUUGCUUGAUGAAGGCGAACAACGCUCAUGGGAACCAAAUGACGAUAGGGAAGACUUCCUAGGGCCGCAUAUCUAUGUGUGCGAAUCAGCACGCAGCUUGGUCGGAAAGCCAAAGGGUAAAGCAGGAGGAUAA
Exophiala oligosperma is the source of this 1647-nucleotide messenger RNA. RefSeq lists its product as uncharacterized. The transcript has a single exon. The record is from RefSeq and is a predicted model, not a curated record. NCBI's taxonomy places the organism in Eukaryota, Fungi, Ascomycota, Eurotiomycetes, Chaetothyriales, Herpotrichiellaceae. The coding region runs from base 1 to 1647 and encodes 548 amino acids.